Messenger RNA from Capsella rubella, 637 nucleotides. RefSeq names its product DNA-directed RNA polymerases II, IV and V subunit 9B. Gene Ontology annotation, molecular function: nucleic acid binding; DNA-directed RNA polymerase activity; zinc ion binding. The record is from RefSeq and is a predicted model, not a curated record. Gene Ontology annotation, cellular component: RNA polymerase II, core complex. Lineage: Eukaryota; Viridiplantae; Streptophyta; Magnoliopsida; Brassicales; Brassicaceae. Gene Ontology annotation, biological process: DNA-templated transcription; transcription-coupled nucleotide-excision repair; maintenance of transcriptional fidelity during transcription elongation by RNA polymerase II. The coding region runs from base 120 to 464 and encodes 114 amino acids. The transcript is spliced from 4 exons.
UCUCUCUCUCUCUCUCUUGUCCGAGUGAACGAAAGAUCCCGCCAAAGACACUGAGCUGAGAGGUGUUAGAAAUCAAGAAGCGUUCAAAAACUCUUCAUCUAAAGAAAGGUUCUGCGAAGAUGAGUACUAUGAAGUUUUGUCGCGAAUGUAAUAACAUUCUAUAUCCGAAGGAAGACAAGGAGCAGUCGAUUCUACUCUACGCUUGUCGUAACUGUGAUCAUCAGGAAGCAGCGGAUAACAACUGUGUUUACAGAAACGAGGUUCAUCACUCUGUAAGUGAACAGACUCAGAUCCUAUCCGACGUCGCUUCCGACCCUACUCUUCCACGUACCAAGGCCGUGCGUUGUGCCAAGUGUCAACACGGUGAAGCUGUCUUCUUCCAGGCCACGGCUAGAGGGGAGGAAGGAAUGACUCUGUUUUUCGUAUGCUGCAACCCGAACUGUAGUCAUCGCUGGAGAGAAUAAACCUAUCGAAGAUUACAUUUUUGGUCAAAUGCAACGUGUUAUUGAGCUCCUCUUUAAGAGGUUCAUACAUUGAAUUUGGAGUUUUAUGUGUACAAAUAUGAUCACUGUUGGGAAUGUUCUCGGGUUAUUGAACUUUCAGGGUCUUUUAUGAUCAUUUCGAUUUUUAAUUGGCA